CCGGUCGCCGGUCUCGAUAUAUUGAGCCGGCAGUUGGCACAGCCAAACCUACCCCCUGGCAUAUCUCGUAAAUGCCACCAUGAAUCUGUUUCUGACCCAGAUCCCUCGCCGGCCGGCCGGCGCUAUUCGAGCAGCGUCGGUCAUGACCUGCCGACGAAAGCUCACAAACUCAGGCUCGCGCCCCCUCGCCUCGAUCCAGCAGCAGGCCACAACACCAAGUACGCCCAACAGGGCACCGCCCACCGCAGUCCAGUCCCUCGGCAAGACCAAAUCAGGCCGCGACUUGCGCAUACGCAGCUACCCACGCUUCGCCACCCUCGCGGAGGAGCGGCAAUACCGCAAGGAGCACCUCGCAGCCGCCUUCCGGGUGUUCGCAGACCGCGGCUACGACGAAGGGGUUGCAGGCCACAUCUCCGUGCGCGACCCGAUUCUCACAGACCACUUCUGGCUGAACCCCCUCUCCGCACACUUCAGCCAGAUCCGCGUGUCAGAUCUGAUCCUGGUCGACGAGGACGGUGCCAUUGUCGAGGGCGACGAGCCGAUCAACACCGCGGCCUUCACAAUCCACAGCGCCAUCCACAAGGGCCGCCCAGACGUCCAUGCGGCGUGCCAUGCGCAUAGCGUCCACGGAAAGGCGUUUAGUGCCUUUGGGCGGGAGCUGGAGAUGAUCACGCAGGACUCCCUGCGGUUCUAUCGGAGCCACGCUGUGUAUCGGCAUUUUGGGGGCGUGGUCGUUGAUGCGGACGAGGGAGCGAGGAUUGCGGCUGCGUUAGGGAACGGCAAGGCUGUCAUAUUGCAAAAUCACGGGCUCCUGACUGUGGGUCAGAGUGUUGAUGAGGCUGCCUUUUGGUUCAUGUCACUGGACCGGACUUGUCAGGCGCAACUGUUGGCGGAUGCGGCUGCUGCGGCUGGGUAUGAGAAGGUUCUGAUCGAUGAGGACGAGUGUAAAUUCUCGGCGCAGAGCGUGGGCGGGCCGGAGAAGGGGUGGCUGGCCUUCCAGCCGUAUUACGACGAGAUGCUGGCCAAGACGAAGGGGGACUUCCUGAAGUGAGGCUGUGCCACUGCCCAUGAAGAGCUGGAUGAACGAUGUACUCACCUGGGCAGCGAGAUAUGGCUCGUUAUGUUCAUCGAGUCAGAUCCAUGGCAUAGAUUAUUUCAUAAUCUUUGUCCCCCGGUAUCUAGGUGGUACAACUGUCCGCCAGUUUGAUAAGAAGCACUUGACUUGUUUGCCGCCCUUAAGUAGUUUC
Diaporthe batatas is the source of this 1247-nucleotide messenger RNA. RefSeq lists its product as uncharacterized. Gene Ontology annotation, cellular component: cytoskeleton. Gene Ontology annotation, molecular function: actin filament binding. The record is from RefSeq and is a predicted model, not a curated record. Lineage: Eukaryota; Fungi; Ascomycota; Sordariomycetes; Diaporthales; Diaporthaceae. The coding region runs from base 80 to 1051 and encodes 323 amino acids. The transcript has a single exon.